AUGGUCAGCACGGCGCACGACGCAGGGACGCGCCGGCGGCGGUCGCCCGUGUAUGCGCCACUGGCUGCUAAUUUCGUCGACGGACCGCCGGGCGCUCGCCACUGCUGCUGUGAACUCGAUCCACACACACGCCUUUGCAUGGAACACACAGCGGACAACAAGCGGUUUCGUAGCGAAACCGCUGCGAUUCGUCGUACUCUACGAUCGUUCGGCGGUUUAAUCCACAAACAGGCCCCAUAUUGCAACCUGUCUGCCAAUCGAUGCAUUUCCGGAUUCGUAAAGGUGCGAACGUUCCGGAACCUAUAG
Molecule: messenger RNA, 306 nt
Organism: Necator americanus (New World hookworm)
Lineage: Eukaryota; Metazoa; Nematoda; Chromadorea; Rhabditida; Ancylostomatidae
Exons: 2
Coding region: 1-306 (101 amino acids)
Source: RefSeq, a predicted model, not a curated record